ACAACUGCAGAACAUGAACCUCAGGGAUUGUUCAACCCAGUCCUACUAAUCAACCACAAAAUCUAAAGAAAAGUGAAGAAAAUGAUCAUAAAGAGGUCAUUGAACGCAACUGGACAGGAGCGCUACAGACAGCCCACUGUUACCUGAAGAAGAAAACACCAAGGAAAAUCUGCUCCUGCAAACCAGAAAGACAACAGUGCAUUGCUCUUGUCUCAAAUCUGACUCCUGCUGCUGUCUCUCUUUUCUUCUGCCACGGAAAUGUGGCUGGAUCUGUUGAUUUUAAGAUUCAACAGAUUGGAGACCAACCGAACCUUGCAACAGUCUUCAGAAAAGUGAUUCCAAAAAUGGGCUUCCAUAGUUGCAGCACGGUUUUUUCAGGCUGGGAUUUUAUUUUGAAAGUGGUAUUACGGAAGUUGCUUAACGACACGCCGAGGAGGAGAAGACAACAAGCAACAACCAGAAACCUCAGCAUCCCUCCGUGUGUCCCAGUCACUAACCCGCCACACUGGCUAAAGAAUGCUUCUUUAAUCCGACGUUAAUCUGUGUCUCUGAACGCACCGUGUUGGUCGAUGUGGAUUUAAUUCACUUUCCAUUCAGCCCGACUUGAAAAUGACGAGUUACGGGGGGUUUCACUCCCAGCUCACGUCCAUCAUGGAGGCGCUUGCCAAAGCGGCCGUGGCGGAGAUCUGCGAGCUGGUGGAGGAGGGCUACGCCGUCCUGCAGCUGGAGAUCAGCCGGAACCGAGAGGAGAACGACGCGCUGAGGAGGAAGCUGGGGCUGAUCGAGACCAUCAUCUCUCGGGGACACCGGGGGGACGCGACCACCGGCGGGGGGCUGAUGGAGUUCAGUAAAGAUUAUGCCCUAACAGCUGGAGUGGUGUCCAGACUGCCGAUAGCAAAUAUCAAAAGAAGCGGACGGGCCCCCGUGUCGGAGGCGACGAUAGAGCUGAGUCCUGCAACCUGCAAAGAGGAUUCUUCUGCAGCGGCUCCUGCAGAGGAGCCGAGAGAUCAGGACGUCAUUUUGAUAAAGGAAGAGACGACGAAAGAGGAGGUGAGCGACGACGACACAGACGAGCUGCUUCUCACAGACGACGGAGCCGAGGGGCAGCUGAUGGGAUCAGACGGCGGUGAAGAAGGCGCCUCAGGGAGGAUGAUCUCAGUCGCAGAAACGAGGCCGUGGGAUCUGAACAGUGACAGGCUGACAGAAUCCAACAGUGCACCGGGGUCUCCAGGUCCUGCAGGGGGCGCUGAGAGCAGCUCCUCAGGGGUCGUGUUAGACUUGGCCUCAGAGUCUGACUGUGAAGCUCCGCCCACAGCCCAGUCGAGGAGGCAGUUCUUCCCUGGAGCGGGGGGAAGUCCCGCCUCCCUGCCGGGGAUGUCCGAGCUGAGUCGGGGAGCGUCUCUGAUCAACUACGACAUGGAGCUGGACCUGUGCUCCUCCUGGACCAGUCAAAGCCUGCCCAGCAUGAUGCCUGUCCCUCAUAGGCCCACGCUCCAUGACAAGGUGCCGGACCUGAACGCCGCAGCUUUCCCCAUGGUGCUCGGUCUCGGCGGAUCCAGACUGGACCCUCUAGACUUGAACAGGUUCUGCAGAGACCGGCGCUUCGUCUGCAGCUACUGCGGGAAAUUCUUCACGUCGUCGCGGAGCCUGGAGACGCACGUUCGCGUCCACACGGGCGAGCGGCCGUACAGCUGCGCUCAGUGCGGGAAGCGCUUCACGCAGUCGGGACACCUGAAGACGCAUCAGAGCGUCCACACGGGGGAGCGGCCGUUCGCCUGCGAGCUCUGUGGGAAACGAUUUGCCGGGAAGCAGAACCUGAGGAUCCAUCAGCAGAAACACCACCAGGGGGAGCUUCCUGUUUAUUAUAAGAGCUUUGGGACGAUCCUUAUCAUGGCGGGUCGAGAACUACUUCUGGUUGGGCCGAGGAGCGAGGAGACGAGGAGCGAGGAGACGAGGAGCGAGGAGACAGCGUUUAAGAGAACUGAGAUGCAGGCUCACCGGCACACCGAGCGUCUCAGACCUAAAGGGGGGUGGUUUGAGUCCGGUCGGGUCGAGAUGUCCGUUCUUACCGUCAGAGCUCUGCACGAGCAGCUCGGCGUCAUCAUGGGCGCGUUGACCAAAGCGGCGGUGCUGGAGAUCUGCGGGCUGGUGGAGGACGGCUACGCGGUGCUGCAGAUGGAGAUCAGCCGCAGCCACAAGGAGAACGAGGACCUGAGGAAGAAGCUGCACCUCAUCGAGUCCAUAGUGGUCCGCGGGAGCAGCGGGGGGAAGACGGCGGAACCGGAGGGAGCUCCCACCGAGGAGGCGGAAACACCUACCGCUCCCGGGGGAGACGCGGCAGGAGCGGCAGGAGCGGCAGGAGCGGCAGGAGCGCUGCGGGAGGAGCUUCCAGAUGUGGUGCUGAUCAAAGAUGAAGACUCUGACAGCAGCGAAACGUUCGAGGAAGAUUACAGGACACCGUCUGAUGGAGGGAUGUCUGCAAACAGAGACGCCGUCACGUCCUCUCCCGCCGGCCGGAGCUUGAAGAGAGUCUGGCCGGGAAGCGAAGAGCCGGGCAGGACGCUGUCCUCCGAUCAGCUCGCACCGAAAACCUCGCACGCGAGCGCAGGGACGCAGAAGAGGAGCGCGUCCGUCUACUCCCUGGACUCUCCUCGCAGCGAGCCCGGCUGCUCCGUCCAGCUCGGCGGGGACAAGAUGGAGGCGGGCGACACGGUCUGCUCCUUCUCGUCAGAGAUGGACCCGGACGUCCAGCUGGUCCUCCAGGAGUGCUCGAUGGUCCCUCCGAGCGCUAACAGACCGACGGCGUACUUCGGGAACGGCUCCCUGAUGGAGGCUCAUUCUCCGACCAACAGGGCCGAGCUCGACCUCAGCGUCACGUGGACCAAACAGUCAAAGAGUCACAUGACCUUUGCUCCUUUUCACCAGAACGAGAACGUGGACGGCGACGCUUUUGGUCUGAAGCUGGUCAGCGUCUCCGGCUCGACCUCCACCGACUGCCAGCUGUCCGAGGGCAGCAACUCUGCGUUCGAGUACGAAGACGGUGCAGACAUGGUGAACUACGCCCUCUACAGGGAGCAGCCGGGUCAGACGGGCGCCGGUCCCCGGGGAAAACGCUUCGUCUGCUCCGUCUGCAACGGGACCUACGCCACGGCUCAGAACCUCGCGGUCCACAUGCGGAUCCACACGGGCCAGAGGCCGUUCAGCUGCGAGCAGUGCGGCAAGAAGUUCACCCAGUCGGCUCACCUGAAGUCGCACAUGAGCGUUCACACGGGCGAGCGGCCGUACGCCUGCUCGCACUGCUCCAGGAGCUUCGUCAUCAAGUACAGCCUCAAGUUACACAUGAGGAAAUGUCACCCCGACGUCCCGACACCUGCAUCGCCUCAGGUGAUCUGGACUGUUCUCAUUGUGUUUAUUAAGAUGUCCCCGGCGGCUGCUUUCCACGCACAGCUCGCCUCCAUCGUGGAGGUGUUGGCCAACACGGCGGUGGCGGAGAUCUGCGAGCUGGUGGACAGCGAGUACUCGGUGCUGCAGCUGGAGAUCUCCCGGAGCCGCAAAGAGAACGACGUGCUGCGGAGAAAGCUGCGGCUCAUGGAGCUCCGAGCCGCCCGGGCGACCGCCCUGCGCGCCGCGGCUACCGCGAGCGGCACCGCGCUGCCACUCGGAAGCGGCCGCGCUCGAGCUCAGUGGCCCGCUCAUCAUCACCCUGGCAACGUGCCGAGGAGGAACGGAACACCUAAAGGUGAGCUGGUGCUGUGCAGAGCACCUGCUCAGACACUGCGGUGUGAAGACAUCGAUCCAUCCUCCGGACGGGGCGCCACACAGGGGACGCCGGCUGCAGGUGAGACGGCCAAACCGACGACCGCGGUCAUCAAAGUGGAGGACGACGAUGAGACCUGGGGCUGCUCUGCUCAGGACACAGAUCUUAUUCCUGUUGUUGACGAACAGACGACAGACGCAGAAGCUCCGCCCCUGCUGACUAAACAGGAAGUAACGGAGGAAGGUGGCGGUUCUACUCGAGCUUGGGCGAGCGAGGAAGUCAGCUCCACUUCAGUGUGCGUCCAGAAUACGACAAACACCAGCCAGAGUUUAGAAACCGGCAGCUUCGACUGUGUGAUGUUCGAGCCACAGCUUCAGCACGGCUCAAUGAGUACCCAGAAUCCUUUGCCAGAGGAUCCCAGCUGCUCGUACGCGUCGAACACCAGAGGGAGAGUUUCAGCUGCGUCCGAUUCGGGCAGCGUUUCUUUCACCGUCGGGGAGCUGAGCCCGCCGGUGGCAGAGUGCAGACAGCCUGCAGGCUUACAGAACAACCAGCAGAUGGCGCUGCAGCUUCCUGCGAGAAAAGAGACGAGAGAGAGGCAAAGUGCUUUCCUCAGACGGGACCGGUGGAGACAUCUGGACGCCGCGAGCAGGGUGUCCAGUAACAGCGGGGAGGACAGCGCGGGGAAAACGUUUGUGUGCAACUACUGCGGGAAAACUCUGGCCUGCCUGAAGAACCUGAAGACCCACAUGAGGGUCCACACGGGCGAGAAGCCGUACGUCUGCAUGCUCUGCGGAAAACGCUUCUCCGACCCCAGCAACCUGAAACGCCACCAGAGGGUGCACACGGGAGAGAAACGCUACAACUGCGUCCACUGCGGCAAACGCUUCGCCCAGUCGGGAUCCCUGAAGGUCCACAUGAGCGUGCACACGGACUGCAAGCAGUUCAGGUGCUCGCACUGCGGCAAGACCUUCAUCUCCAGCAGCCACCUGCGCCGCCACGUCACCACGCACGCUGAAGAGAAUAGAUUAACGCUUUAGUGACAAAGGUGGGAUUAUGGGAAAUGGUGUUAAAUCCUACAGGAGCUACCCGUGUAGGAGAUAAUGAAAUCAACAUGAACAGGACUUCUUCUUUUACUCAUAAGACGUAACUGAUAUGUGGUUUUUUUUUCUUGUUGGUUUCGAUGACAGCAAAUAAACUUUUUUCCAGCUAGA
Labrus bergylta (ballan wrasse) is the source of this 4971-nucleotide messenger RNA. NCBI's taxonomy places the organism in Eukaryota, Metazoa, Chordata, Actinopteri, Labriformes, Labridae. The record is from RefSeq and is a predicted model, not a curated record.